AUGUAUCGACAAGCUCAUUGCUCAAAAGCUGCCGCAAGCUGCAGCCACCGCGACGAGCGCGACGAGACGUUGACCCACCUCGAGGUCCAGAUCUGCGGCAAGGACUCGCUCAAGGACUCGCUCCGAGCUGCGUCGAAGGCGAGCACGGAAACGGCGGCAACGCGGCGCACGUGCUUUGUCCUCAAGCGCUUCAACUUGGGCAACGCCGCGUUCGAGACGGUCCAGCUCAACAACCAGUGCUCCGGUCCGGUCGAGCUCGCCAUACGGCCGUACUAG
Molecule: messenger RNA, 276 nt
Organism: Saprolegnia parasitica CBS 223.65
Lineage: Eukaryota; Oomycota; Saprolegniomycetes; Saprolegniales; Saprolegniaceae
Exons: 2
Coding region: 1-276 (91 amino acids)
Source: RefSeq, a predicted model, not a curated record